CACUAAAGAAGGAAUGUCAAAGUGGCAAACAGCUGUUGAAACAGUGAAUGGAGAUGCCACAUCAACAAAAUAAACCAAUAAAUGCCGACAAAUGUCACAGUUAUUGUGAUUGAGUUUCUAAAUGAUAAGGGAAGAGAGUGCCCAGUCAAAGAGAAACAGAGAGUCCCCGCAUAAAAAAACGUGCUACUUUUAUUUGUUUACAACAGAACUGAAUUAAAUACUAGAAGUAAGGAAAGAAAUUCUUAGAAUUAUUUAUAAAAUCCUCCACACAUCAUGGCCGAAGUCCUCAAAGAGAUCCAAGAACGAGAUCUGCCAGAAUAUGAGUCAAUUCAGGCCAGUGGCAUUUGCUCCAGCGAUGAGCUACGCAAAUUAAUGGUGGAACGUGAACGCUACGAAAAGAAAUUAAUCCAAAGUAAAAAAAGCAUCAUAAAUUACAUUGAAUACAUUCAAUUCGAGAAAAAUACGCAUAAAUGGGUAACGGAGAAGGAGAAUCAACUGCAUUGUUCCCUUCCCGAUGUCAAGCGUUCAAUAAUUCAACGUAUCAUCAAACUCUAUCGCAAUGGCACGCAACAGUUUCCACAGGAGGAACGUCUGUGGAAAAGUUUCAUACAAUUCAGCAAGAAAUCGAAUCCAGGACAGGUUUCUGGUAUUUAUGAGAAAAUGUUGGGGUACCAUGGCGACAAGGACACCGUGUGGUGUGAUUAUGGUCUGUGGGCCUAUGAAUUUACCCAUCAGCUAAAGCAAGUCACCGAAAUCUUCUUUCGCGCCCUAAAACGCCACCCCGCCUCAGAAGUUAUUAAUUUGGCAUUCUUCGACAUACUCAUCAAGGAAACGGCACGCAUUACCGAUGUCAGCAAUGCCAUUGAUCUUAUGGAACGACAGCUAGGUUUGGAAAGAGCCGUUGUCCUCUAUCGUAAUACCAAAACGAAAAUAAAAAACGUCGCCUAUUAUCUAAAACUACUGGAGAGAUGUGAAGAGCCCAGCUACAUAAAUUGUACGGUGCUUUUGCAAAAGGAAAUAGUUGAGGAUCUAAUGAAGAAUUUCUUUGCCGAGCCAAUGGUGUGGGAUUUUUUGGCUCAGCGGGAAUUGAGGGGCUACAAUAUGAUCGAUUUACAGGAGGUCACCGUACAACAGGUUGCCGAAUUACAGGAAAGACAAAUGGAAACGGAUGAAGUCAAUAUACCUCAUGAGAGUAUCUGGAAGAGUCGCAGUCUUAAGCUACGUAUUGAGCUGUGUUUUAAGGUCUAUGAAAAGGCCGUUGUUGCCCUGCCCACCGAGGCCAUGUGGUCGUAUUUCAUAAAUGCCAUGUUGGAUCUGAAUCAUGACAUAAAAUCGGAGGGAGAUGUGAAACGUCAUUGUCUGGCCAAGGCCUUUAACAUGGGUCACAAGUCCCAGCUAAUGAGCAUAGUACACUAUCAAGCCCUAGUGGAAAUGUUACUCAAGUCUCCCAAUGGCCUGCAGCAAGUAGAAAUCAUACUUCAAGAAGCAUUGGAGUGCAAAAAAUCUGAAGCCAACAAAAUCUAUGAGCUAUGGAUGCAGGUGUACAGUAAAACCGGUAAUCAAUCAAAAUUCUAUGAAAUCUUUUGUCGGGCCAACAAUGAAUUGGGUGUCACAAAAUGCAUAGAUCUGUGGCAUUUGGCCAUAAAAUUCUACGAGGCCUACAGUGAGGAGCAUGGCAAAAAGUUAAUGGUUAUUCUUCAAGAGGCAGCAAAACAAAUUCAUCCUGAAUUUGCUACAUUCCGUGCAUAUUAUUUGGAGUAUACAAUGCGUAAUGAAUCGCUGGCGAAAGCCCGGGAGUUGUAUGAUGAAAUGUGCCAAAUGCCACCGCCAUGUUUGGACUUGCACAAGAAAAUGAUUGAAAUUGAAUUGCAGGCCAAGACAAAGUCAACACCCACCUCCCGUCUACGUUUGUGCUAUGAAAACGCCGUCCAUUACUUUGGCAAAACGAACACAGAUGUCUGGAUAGAUUUACUUAAAUUCGAACGUGACAUGGGUGAUUUAAAACUGGUGUCUGUCAUCUAUGAUAGAGCAAAAUCUACCUUGGACCCCGAACUGGUAGAUUCAUUUAUAGCUGAAUAUUCUCUCUUGAAAGUUUUAGAAUGACAUAGCAAUUAUGCUCGUAGAUUUUUUGUUUCUUUUAUAAUCUGACUAGAUUACUUAGUAUUUAUUUAAUGUAAAUAAAUUUAAUAUUUUUUUCCUAAGAAAAAAAAACAA
Molecule: messenger RNA, 2214 nt
Organism: Musca domestica (house fly)
Lineage: Eukaryota; Metazoa; Arthropoda; Insecta; Diptera; Muscidae
Product: U3 small nucleolar RNA-associated protein 6 homolog
Exons: 3
Coding region: 274-2103 (609 amino acids)
Biological process (GO): maturation of SSU-rRNA from tricistronic rRNA transcript (SSU-rRNA, 5.8S rRNA, LSU-rRNA)
Cellular component (GO): Pwp2p-containing subcomplex of 90S preribosome; small-subunit processome
Molecular function (GO): protein binding; snoRNA binding
Source: RefSeq, a predicted model, not a curated record